This is a messenger RNA of Funneliformis geosporum, 1326 nucleotides long. Lineage: Eukaryota; Fungi; Glomeromycota; Glomeromycetes; Glomerales; Glomeraceae. The record is from the annotation of a GenBank genome assembly.
AUGGAAAUACAAAGUAUUGUCGGAGACCAAAUAGUUAAACAAUAUAUUCAAAGUCAAGGUAAAAAUCAUGUUCAAGAAAAAGUAAUUAGAGUUUUCAUUGACAAAGAUUUAGAGAUUUGUUCCAAAAAACUUUCUCGGAAAAAACAUAAGAGAAAUAAAGAGGAUAAAACCAAGAGUAGCAAAAGGCAUCAAAAAACAAAAUUGGAGUUAGCCAAACAAGCCGAAAAAGUGGCUAAUCAAAGAAAAGAUUUUGCCUUCAAAGAAGUUAACAAAAUUGUUGAAAGAGAAAAAGUGAAAAACAAAGUGGUAGAAACUGGUCAGAAAGUAGUUAAGGUUAAUCCAGCAUAUACUAGUCAAACAUGUAGUAGAUGUAAUAAAAGACACCUAGUUAAGUUGGAAAAGAGUAAUAGGGUAUUUAUUUGUGUUUAUUGUGGAUUAGUUUUAGAUAGGGAUGUCAAUUCAGCCCGAUUAGUAAACUGUUGUUAUUCUGAAUUGUUAGAAGCCGCCACUUCUAUAAGUGGUGAUAAGAAAACAGUUUCAGCUCUUCAUGUAUCCCACUACCUUCUCUCUUUAGAUAAGAAUAGAAGAUAUUUUACUUCAAAAAGGAUGUCUCCAGAAGAAGAAGAUAUGAUAGCAUACAGAAAUGGUGCAGUAGUAGAAAAUGUUAGUAAAUCAUUUCUUAAUGAACUUUUUAUUUUGAAAAGUUAUUCUAGAGCCAACAACUUAGACCUCGAAACAAAAAGUUUUCUUAAAGCAAAAUUUGAAUACUUUCAAGGAUAUAGUGAUCAUGAAUUGCAAGAUCUUUCACAUGAAGAUCCUAGUUGGCAAUUAGCCCGAGAAAAAGGCGACAAUAUUCUAAUGUCUAGAGAAAGAGUGGAUGUUGGUAACACAAUUGUUUAUCUUGAUUUAAAAUACGAAGAUGAAGAUGAUAAUUUUAAUACUGGCGAAGAACGACCUUUUCUAAUUCGGAAGACCAAAAAAAACAAAGUUUAUUUAAUUCCGAUCGCUUCUCAAGAGAAAAACAAAGUUUCUCCAUUACAAUACCCAAUUUCUAAUUUACCUGCCAAUGCUACUCCGUUAGAAAAAGUUAAAUAUGAACUCUGCGAAAAGAUAUUAGGUUAUCAGCAAGAUAAUAACUUGUCGGACAAAGAAAUUGCUCAAAAAAUCCAUUUAACUACUGGGGAAACUAGGGAUAUUUUGUAUUGCCACAUAGAGUAUUUUACUUUGGAUAGAUUAAUAACUUAUGCGAGUAGAUUAUUUUCCCAGCAAGAAAUAAAAGUAGUUAUUGAACCUAAAAAAGAUAACCUAAAUGCCCGAACUGUUUAG